CCUGAAUGAUCCUACUAAACGUGUUGUGGCAUACGGGAAAGUCUUUAGGCCUGGUGGAAUGCUCCACAAUAUACCACUAUCUCAUGAUAAUGUGCGUGUUGUUGUUGAAAAAAUCGUUGUUCCUGGUGCACAUGUACCUUACCCGAAUGAUGAGGUUCAAACAGUAGAUGAUGCUCUUUCUCAAUUUAUUGCUUGGCCAAGGCAGUUAGUAGAAUUGGGAACUGAGAUUGAGGUACAACAACGACGAAGAUCAAAAGGAAAAUUGUUGAACCCGUUGUCCCCGGAUCCUAGCUGCCCUUCAUCCGUGGAUGUAAGUGGCAUGUCUAGAGAGUUUCAUAUGGUUAAGACAUUGGCAAUUGGAUUAGCUGCCGAUGAGUUCAUUGAUAUAAAUAUGGAUGUUGACAUUGUUGGUAAACAAUAUGGAUUCCAUAUUUAUCGGGAGGAGAUCGUGUGAUUUCUUAAGAUGGAAACUCUUGAUAUAAGUGCAAUGAUGUUAUUUUGCAUAUAUCUUCAUCAACACUUUGACUUGAAAGCAAGUAACAAGUUUGGUCUCUUAUGCCCAAACAUGGUUCAACAUAAGACAACUUAUGAAGACAAAUGUGAA
Messenger RNA from Cuscuta europaea, 604 nucleotides. The record is from the annotation of a GenBank genome assembly. NCBI's taxonomy places the organism in Eukaryota, Viridiplantae, Streptophyta, Magnoliopsida, Solanales, Convolvulaceae.